CAGACCCACUUGGCUGGCAUUGGAGUUUGACACAUCAACUGCUCUCGUUCUAGGGUUUUUUUUUCCUCCUUCAGUUUAAGACAUGGAGAUCAUAGGAACACGUUGUUGCUCACUUGUCAUAGUGCUCAAACUCAAAAGUCAAAUACAAACUUUUUGAGUUUCUCUUUUAUUUUCUUCACCUUAUCUGGUUUGGAUUGUGUGAAAGGAGGGAAAGAAAGAAGCUCUCAGUGUUUCAGUUUUCAGUCAAUUCGGGUUCCUCGGGGCUAGACUCUGCUCAAGCGAUGGAGCUUCAAAGAUUAGCAGAAUACUUGGUUUUUGUGAUUGCUCGUCUGGGAUUGAUUGAUUGAUUGUUGGUUUAGUCAGUUGUGUUAAAAUUCCUUUUGAGAUUUUAGAUUUUGGAUUCGUGUAUGCAUCUGGGAAUGGUUUAGUGGAUUCAUAGAUUCAAUCUUUUUGGUUUUGGGGAGAGAAAAUUAAGUGGUUCUUGAGAUGGAGAAUUCGAAUAUAUCGAGGAAUGGGCAUGAAGAGCAUCUGGGUAUUAAAAAAAUGGGGAAGAACAUCAAGAAAAGUCCUCUGCAUCAACCCAAUUUCACAAACACAAGGCGACAAUCCCAGCCUCAGGUUUAUAAUAUAAGCAAGAAUGAUUUCCGGAGCUUCGUUCAACAGUUGACUGGUUCACCCUCCCAAGACCCUUUGCCUCGACCGCCGCAGAACCCACCUAAACAUCCAAGUAUGCGUUUGCAGAAGAUCCGUCCACCGCCAUUGACGCCAAUCAACCGACACCAGAUUUCUCCUUCUGCAAUUGUUCCAGCUGAAUCUCCAAUCUCUGCUUACAUGAGAUACCUUCAGAACUCUAUCAUUGACUCAGGUCCAAGGCCAACACAACCUCCGUCGUCGUCGGGUUUACUUUCGACCCCACCACCGCCGGCUUUCCCAUCACUAGGGACUCAUGCUUUCCCUUCUCCCCAUGGGAAUGCCCCUGAUCUUUUGCUUUCCCCAACUUCUCAGUUUCUCUUGCAAUCCCCAAGUUCUUUCUUGAAUCUAUCGUCUCCUCGUUCUCCUCAUCCUUUGAUUUCGCCCAGUUUUCAGUACCCUCCACCUCUGACUCUCAAUUUUGCGUAUUCACCCAUGUCACAAUCAGGGAUUUUGGGUCCUGGGCCACAACCUGCACCCUCUCCUGGAAAUUUAUUUCCAUCCUCCCUGUCUGAGUUCUUCCCCAUCCCAAGUCCUAGAUGGAGGGAUCAAUAAUCCUUAAAUUUGGAAGGUGCGUUAGUUGAUGGUGUCUGGAAGUAUUUUUGUAUUCAACUAAUCUCCUUCUCCAGGGAGCUAUUGUCUUGCCUGUGAAAAUGUAAGAUAUAACAGUGUAGAAAUGUUUCAAGAAAUUUCUUUGAACCCUUUUCUUGCUCUUUUUUUUUUC
Macadamia integrifolia is the source of this 1414-nucleotide messenger RNA. RefSeq names its product protein HAIKU1-like. NCBI's taxonomy places the organism in Eukaryota, Viridiplantae, Streptophyta, Magnoliopsida, Proteales, Proteaceae. The coding region runs from base 487 to 1245 and encodes 252 amino acids. The transcript has a single exon. The record is from RefSeq and is a predicted model, not a curated record.